This is a messenger RNA of Kluyveromyces lactis, 1533 nucleotides long. RefSeq names its product ESCRT-II subunit protein VPS36 (gene VPS36). Bases 1 to 1533 code for a protein of 510 amino acids. The record is from RefSeq and is a predicted model, not a curated record. Gene Ontology annotation, biological process: protein transport to vacuole involved in ubiquitin-dependent protein catabolic process via the multivesicular body sorting pathway. Gene Ontology annotation, cellular component: ESCRT II complex; late endosome membrane. The transcript has a single exon. Gene Ontology annotation, molecular function: ubiquitin binding; phosphatidylinositol-3-phosphate binding. NCBI's taxonomy places the organism in Eukaryota, Fungi, Ascomycota, Saccharomycetes, Saccharomycetales, Saccharomycetaceae.
AUGAGUGCUGGUUUCAUUUAUUGGCAUCCUGUGGAGAUAGCCGGAUCUGGGCAGCCUAUUCUAAGGGAAAAUGAGAGGGAUAUUUACGUUGAACAAUCUGUUGGACUAUAUCAUGGCAAAACAAAAAUACUUAACAAGCAAAAGGGCAGAUUAUAUCUUACUUCACAACGAAUCAUCUACGUGGACGAAUUAGCUCCAAAAAAAGAAUCUGUGUGCAUCGAGAAUGAUGAUAUCAUGAACGUAGAAUAUAGCUCUAAGUUCUUAAAGAGAUCAGCCAAGAUUAUAUUAUUCUUCAAAGAAUUAUCACAGAAUGAGGCACCUAUCGAAGAGAAGGGAAAACAAGUGCAUACUACGCAAUGGAACUGUCCUAUCUGUGGAGUUGAAAAUAGAAUAUACUCGACUCUUGAUUCUAAUGGGCUGAAUAUGCCACCAUGCGGUAGUUGUGGUGUUGAGGUUGACAGAGAUAUGGUUCAAAAUUCAAUUAAAACGGUGGUUGAGGAUUUAGAGGAAACUCCAAAGGAGAACAUAUGUCCUGUAUGUACCUUUAUCAAUCAUCCACAGAUUAGAAACUGUGAAAUAUGUGGUGCACGAUUGAAACAAUCGAGAAGGACAUCAAAAGUAAAAGAUUCUAGAGUGAGGAUACUACUCGAGGAAAAGACACCAAGUGGAGAAGAAAGUUUUGCUCAAUUGAGUUUCAGGAAAACUGACGGGGCAUUAUUCUAUGAAACUUUGGUAAAGCAGUUGCAAGAAAUUUCAAGGAAAGAAUCCAAACAUUUAUUUAAUCAAAAUGUUCUCAGUGUCAAUGGUGUUCCGACAGAUCCGGUGAUCGAUCCUGAUCUUGUUUUAUCUAAUAAUGAUAUAAAUUUGAUUGGCAUCACUGCAUUAGAAAAAAAUAAAGAACAACAGCUACUGAAGAAUAAUAUUGUUAUGUCGAACGCACUAAGCGAUUUGAAUAAGUUAAUGGCAUUAGCUGAAGAUAUUGAGAAAAUGUAUCAAGGCAAUCGCAAAAGUAAGAGUAAUGAAUCAAUAUUACUUGUUGAUAGAGAAAAAUAUUUGAAUAAAAAUGUGUUUCUUGAAGAAAUUGCUAGGGAAUUAUACGGAUUUGUGGACUCAGAAUUAAGGGGAGAUAGCGGUAUUAUAGUCACUUUGGUAGAUCUUUUUGCAUUAUACAAUAAAUCCGUUCGAAUUGGAACAGGUCUUAUUUCUCCGGAGGAAAUGAGAGAAGCUUGUGAAAAGUUUGAAAAGCUAGGUUUGAACGAUUUAAAACUUAUAAAGAUUAACGGACGUGUAUUAUGCCUAGCAUUCCAGGAUUCUUUUGAUCAUAUACGAACAAAAGUCUUACAACUAGCAACUAUGAGACCAGGCGUUGACAUUUUGCAGAUUACUACUGAAUUGAAUGUAUAUGAAAAAAAUAACUGGUCGAUGGGCGUAAUAUCCGAGGUUCUACAAUAUUGCGUUGCCGAAGGCAAUCUAGUUAUGGAUGAACAAAUCUCGGGUACAAAUUACUAUUUCAAUAGUUAUUGGAAAGUUUGA